CACACAGGUGUAAGGUGGGGGAAAUGUGCGUCCUGAAAAACAAGUUUAGGAGUUGUGCGCCGUUACUCGGCCUCUCCGCUCUCCUCCGGUAUGGCCCCCCGCUGCGUGGGUAACUGCGCGCCCAUCUUCUUCCUCGCGGUGGUUUUUGAUGCCAUCGGCCUGAUUGUGCUCCUGGUGGGGAUUUUCGGCAACCUGAACCUGCACGGCCGCUUCUACGGGGAUUUCCUCAUCUACACGGGCUCGCUGGUGAUUUUCCUCAGUUUGAUAUGGUGGGUGUUGUGGUACACGGGGAACGUGCAGCUGUACGCGGAGGACAGGACCAGCUCUCUAGACUUGGACAUUAACUUUACGCACUGGGCCAGGAAGCUGUCCGAGAGGCUGUCCAAAGGCGGCAAGAAGCCCCUGGAUGCCGGACAGGAGAAGAAGAAGAGCAUGGGCAACGGGAAGGAGAUGAACGGGACUGUGCGCUCCGUGGCGCCGUGUCGGGUGACGUGGGAGGGCGGCAGCAGCGGUGGAGCCGUGUCGGGUCACGACAAUAAAGGGUUUGAUGGAUGGCCCGAGUGCGCAGCUCCGGCUGAGAAAAACGUGGAGUUGGGAGUGUUGAAGUGCUCGGAUGUGGCUCUGCAGGCAGCGGAUGGCAAGGCGGAGAGGCUCCUCUGACACAAGGUGACGUCCAGCUUUCCUGGUGCUGAAAGACAGACUCCAUCCAUGAGCUGCUUUCCAAAAAAUCUGAAAAUAUUGAGCUUACAAACUAAAGUCACUUUUUUUUAAAUGAAAAGACUAUUUCUUAAUCAGGGAAAAGCCUCCUGCAUGAAAAAAAAGGCAGAGGGGCUGCGCACAGAGGAAGAAAAGGUCUUGAACUUGUACAUAGCAAAUUUCUAUUUUUAUGUGCUGAUUUUGUGACGUGUAAAUUAUUUUACUUGGGAAUAAAGUUUACAUGAAAUUGUAAUUUAGUUGAUUGAAGGCGUUCCUGACUGAUAGUGUUGGUGCCAGAUAACGGCACGCCCAUGUGCUGCAGAGUUGUGCAAGAGGCUAUUUUUCUUGUCUUCUUUUCCUUCCUGGUUUUACCUUUCAUCCUUCAAAAACUUAUAUACGCCACACAGAAAGCUGUUUAUUUUUUAUUUUAUUUUUUUCAUUUACUAUUUGAAGGGUGUAAACAGCACUAGGUGUUCUCCAAAUGUAUUGCAAAUCACAGAGACCAAAAUACAAGGCUAAUAUUUCUUGCUUUUCCAAAAACCACCUGUGGGCUUAAGAUAAGACAGAUCAGUGGGGAUGUAACAUGUUUCUGAAAUGAAGCGGCAGCGAUAGAAAAAUCUCUUGACAUCAUUAAGGAAACAUAUCUCUCGUCUGUCAGACAGCGUCAUGAAAAAAUGUGAGAUGUAGAUACGGAAAGGCAUGUGACCCGAGUGUUUAAACUCUUCCUUCUCAUCAGCCUCACCUCAGACUCGCAGGUGGCACUAAGAAGGGAAGACAGGUUCCUCCUGAAUUUAUUUCACUAGUAAAAGUUUUCACGUCGUACAGAAAAAGUGCUAAAGCUGUGAAUUGCCAAAGCUGUGACUGCUAACAUGGAUUAUACUGGCUAUCUUGGCCGCUGCCUGCUGUUUUUCUUAAUCGGCGUCUUCCUGGAUGCAGUAGGCCUCAUCCUCUUCUUCAUUGGGGUCUUCGCUCCUUUUACCUUCUGGGAUUUCUUAGUCUUCUCAGGACCCCUCAUUAUGUUCCUCAGCCUGGUGUUCUGGAUCUUCUGGUACCUGGGAAACCUGGAGGUGCCGAUGGAGGAGUUACUCCCCAAAUGAGAUUGGCUUCUUUAUUUGCAGCAAAACAAAGCAGUUUUCCUGUAACCGGCUCUGGAAAAAUAAAACCAAAUCAACAGGGUGAAAUUCUCAGCUUCACCUCACCCUUGCUAGUGGAUGUUUUUGCAUUUGCUUCAUCACCGAAAGAAAUGUGGACAAAUGUGGAACUUUAAUCUGAAAGGACAUCUGUGUGAUGUCCACUUCAGAGUGAAUGAGGGGGGACAGAGUAGCCAGAUUUAAAGGAGGGGGCACAUUUGUCAGAUGAGUCAAAAUGUGUUAAGACUCUAAAUUAAAGCCCUGGUUCUCCAAAAGAAUAAAUUAUACAUUGAAAAUAGUUACGUUGUUUAUUCAUUAUGCAGUGCAAUAAAUAAAUGUUAAAUGUUAUCAAUAAAUACUUGCUAUUUGUAUCUCCACAUAGCCUACAGGCAUGGUCUGUUUGUAGCUGUAUUGCAUCUCUUUUUAAUUUUGUGCAUCUCUUUGUAGUUGUGUUGCAUUUAUGUGUGGUCAUUUGGCAUCUC
Molecule: messenger RNA, 2308 nt
Organism: Plectropomus leopardus (leopard coralgrouper)
Lineage: Eukaryota; Metazoa; Chordata; Actinopteri; Perciformes; Serranidae
Product: transmembrane protein 238-like
Source: RefSeq, a predicted model, not a curated record